AUGGCCUCGACCCUACCGUAUCGACCAUCGAACGACUCGCUGUCUGCUUCCAAUAACAAAACAAAUGGCCUCCCUAGACUUUCCCCAGCUCCUUCAUUCGUGGGCCGCUCAGCAAGCGGCUCUCAAAUGUCCUUUCGGCGCACAUCGACGGAAAAUGCGGUGGGGUAUAAGCAGCGACGAUGCAAGUCACAAUACCCACUAGAUUCACCAGAGCGCCAUGUGGAAUAUAUUCUGGUCGCAUCCUUUCACAUUGAUCGGGGUCCGAUCAUGGAACACCAAUACCCGGCGGCCAUCAGUGGCGAUGAGAGCAUGUUAGCGGAGCUAAUGCUGCCGGAUCAAACCCAUGUGCGGAGUCAGGACUGGACGAUAUUCUUCCUGCAUAAGGAUACUAGUGGUGAAGAGGAGGAGGAAACAGAAGACGGAAAGAAAAAGAAGAAGCGCAAGUCAAAAUACCAUGCGAACGAGGAGGCAGCGCAUCUCCAGGAUGAAAAUCCAGACGACGCCUCGGAUGGAGAAAGCACUGAUGAUGAGGAGGGUGGAGAAGGUCCACCCUUGAUGUAUGUUCUCAACUUGGUAAAUACCAAGCAAGAUCAUACAGUUCGAAGAGGCGCGGUCGUCAAGGCGAUGGCAAUUUGCACAAGGCAUUCAUUUCUUCACAUUUACAAGCCGCUCCUCCUACUCGCAUUAGAAGACUACUUCAAAUCACCUUACCCCGAGACUCUGGCUUCACUCUACGACGCCGUGAAUUCCAUGGACCUUUCGUUGAUGCCCAAAAUGUCACUCCUAGAACGCCACAUAUUACAAUCCAGCAACACCAAAGAAAUGUUUCUCGAGAAAUUUGAGCAAAUGGUCCGCCAACGGGAAGAAGAGGAGGCCGACAAUGGAGAUGUCCCACCGUCACCGAAGAAGUCGACGAGCCGAUAUGUCCUACCACGGGAUACCCACGAAUUUGAGUCAAAAGUGGUGUAUAACGACAUACCGAUCCCAGUCAAAAUACCUACAGUCAUCUGGCCAGAAACCGUGGGCGAUUUCUCUCUGAUCAAACUUAUUCAAACGUUCGCGGGUCCCCAUGCUACAUCUCCGCAACCUUUCCCAAACCAUCCCCAUUUGACAACAAGUGGGCCACUUACUCAUCCAAUUAUUGUUCUCGUCAACGCCAUCCUCACUCAGAAACGAGUUGUCUUCCUGGGGCAUAAUCGACCAUCUGGUGAAGUAGCUGAGGCGGUCCUUGCUGCCUGUGCUAUUGCAUCUGGCGGGAUUUUGCGUGGAUUCACUCGCCAUGCUUUCCCUUACACUGAUCUAACGAAGAUUGAUGAUCUUCUCAAGGUGCCUGGGUUCAUUGCAGGUGUCACAAAUCCCACAUUCGCUAAUCAUCCAGAGUGGUGGGAUGUACUCUGCGACUUACCGACGGGUCGGAUGAAGAUCUCGAGCCAUGUUGAACCUGCACCUGUAACAGAGGGCCUUUUGUUUUUCCAACAGCAGAAUUCACUGUUGCCCAAUCAAGCCUCUCACGCCAACCAAGAUCCUACGGGCGACAACUUGUUCAUCGAAGAUAUUCUGCGUAGCAUCAGUAAUCGACAUGGCGAGAAUGCGAUCCGAGCGAAAUGGCGGGCAUAUAUUAUGAAGUUCACUCGCGUCGCCGCUGCCUUUGAGGAAGCCGUUUACGAUUCAUCGGAUCCAUCCUCGCUUCGAGGCCACGGCUAUGUAUGGACGGACGAAGUUGCCAAGCAGCGUGAGCUUUCAGCAUCAGUCUCCCGGAUUGAAGGCUGGAGAAACACGCGAUCAUACUAUUCAUAUAUUCAAGAUAUAGCUGCAAUGUAUUAUCCCGCACGCCCUAUCCAGCGACCCGAUUUACAUCAUCAUCAUGAUCGACUGAGAUCUCUCAAGCUCUCUCACGCAGACGCGGGUGCUAUCUACCUUGCCCUUUCCCAUGCAGUGAAGGAUUAUACUGGCAUCUGCCAGUUGUUGGCAGUUGCUCCGGAGAACCAGGCUGGCCUGUUCUACCUCAGCAUGGGUCUUUUCCAUCCAGACCAAGUCGUACGCGAAGCGACAUGCGAUUUGCUCGAUCGCAUAGCCUCUCAUCCAGCCGGGCGACAUUUCUGGUCUCACCUUACCCGCUUUGCGAAGCUGGGCUAUUUCAGGGUGAAACGUGACCGUGAUGCUGCGCAGAGCCCUAUCUCUGGUCCUGCUUCUGGCUCUAGCUCUCCCACUACCGCCAAUGUUGGCGCAAGCUUUGGCGGUGAACCACAAAGCCUAGUCGGUGUUGCUCUUGGAGAUAGUAGCUUCCAGCGGAGAAGCUGA
Penicillium angulare is the source of this 2301-nucleotide messenger RNA. Its product is annotated as AFI1/MesA family protein. The record is from RefSeq and is a predicted model, not a curated record. The transcript is spliced from 4 exons. Bases 1 to 2301 code for a protein of 766 amino acids. Lineage: Eukaryota; Fungi; Ascomycota; Eurotiomycetes; Eurotiales; Aspergillaceae. Gene Ontology annotation, cellular component: plasma membrane. Gene Ontology annotation, biological process: actin cortical patch localization.